Molecule: messenger RNA, 1135 nt
Organism: Aricia agestis (brown argus)
Lineage: Eukaryota; Metazoa; Arthropoda; Insecta; Lepidoptera; Lycaenidae
Gene: Prosbeta3
Product: proteasome subunit beta type-3
Exons: 5
Coding region: 12-1094 (360 amino acids)
Biological process (GO): proteasome-mediated ubiquitin-dependent protein catabolic process
Cellular component (GO): proteasome core complex, beta-subunit complex; proteasome core complex
Source: RefSeq, a predicted model, not a curated record
UUAGUUACAAAAUGGAGUCGCUUGAUACAAUAGUGGCAAAAAACUUGAAUAAUGAGAAGAUUAAACAAUUCAAUCGAAUAUAUUAUGGACAGGAAGAACAUUGUUUAUUGGCAAUUAAAGAUUCGACGAAAUCAAAAAGUGAUAAUUUGAAUUUGGAAUUGGCUGGAUAUCGUUUUGAUGCUGCUAAAGAAGACACAAGACCACCGAGAAAAGUUAGGUUAGGACUGAUUCAACAUUCUAUUGUUUUGGAUACUGCUAAACCAGUAGAAGAACAGAGAAAUGCUGUAUUUAACAAAAUCGAGAAGAGUAUUGUAAUAGCAGCGGAAGAAAAUGUGCAAAUACUAUGUUUGCCAGAAACUUGGCCUAUGCCGUUCUUUCUGUGCACAGGUGAAAAGGAAAAAUGGUCUGCUUUCGCCGAAUCUGCCGAGGAUGGCCCUAGCACUUUAUUUUUGAGUAAAUUGGCGAAAAAAUACAAAAUGUCGAUAUUAGCCUACAAUGGAGGCGCAGUGGUUGCCAUGAAAGGCGAUAACUGUGUGGCAAUCGCCACCGACAAGCGUUAUGGUAUACAAGCUCAAACCAUAUCCACAAACUUCCCAAAAGUGUAUCAAAUGGGACCCACUCUGUUUGUAGGCCUACCUGGCCUUGCCACUGAUACCCAAACUGUAUUUCAAAGGCUUAAAUUCAGAAUGAAUCUCUAUGAGCUGAGAGAGAACAGAAUAAUGAAACCCAAGACCUUCUCAGCGAUGCUGUCCAACCUGUUAUAUGAGAGGCGCUUUGGCCCCUACUUUGUGGAGCCCGUGAUUGCUGGUCUCGAUCCCUACACAAACCAGCCCUAUGUCUGCAAUAUGGAUUUGAUUGGAUGUCCCAAUGAGCCAGAAGAUUUUGUUGUGUCUGGCACAUGCUCGGAACAGCUAUAUGGUAUGUGUGAAGCUCUCUGGGAGCCAAACCUCAAGCCCGACGAGCUGUUCGAGACCAUCUCUCAGGCGUUAGUGAAUGCUGCUGACCGCGACGCGAUUUCUGGUUGGGGAGCUACAGUUUACAUCAUUGAGAAGGACAAGAUCACAGAAAAACACGUCAAGACAAGGAUGGACUAGUUUAUUCCAAAUUAUAUUAAUAAAUCUUUCAUUUUAUACUA